AUGGCACCUUUCUCCCCAAUGCAGCGCUUCCGAGCUAUGUUCGACGGGUACGGAGACUACCGCAGUUCCAGCGGCUUUAUCAACCCCGAGGUUCUGAGUGAGAAGGGACCCAAUGAGCCAGAUAUGACGGGUACGCAUCGUGAGGGCGGAGCCAACCUUCCCCCCUUGAGUGGAAGCCUGAAUACUGGACUCAGGGAACCCUCUUAUCCAAGCAUGGUCGUAAACUCGAACGCCAAGUUUGGAGAGACUGCUUUUAUGCCCUUUAUGGGAGAAUCGAACACAGAGGUUGAAGAGUCUUCUUCCCCUAGCUUUGCUGGUCAUACGAACCCCGGAUUCGGAGAACCCUCUCAGCAGCCAGCCGAUCCUCGAAACAUGCAACACAUACUCCGCGGUCCGUCCGACGAUCCAGAAGACCUUGGCGGCAACGGCCUGAUAUCUUUCAAUAAUGCUGGAAUAUCUGUGCAAGAGCAGGUUGGCGAUUCAGGUUCUGAGGUUGUUGACUCGAGUAGUUCUGAUGAUAAUAACGUCCCACUCAUGAAGCAUUUCCAUCAAGAUAACGAAGAGAUAUAUUCUCGCAAUAGCCCACCGCAAGGGAAAGGGUCAGAUGGCGCGGACUCGGCUCUUGGCCCCGGUGAUCAAUCCAAGACUAACAUCCAGGAUGAGGCUGAUUCGGAUGUUGAGCUCAUUCAUGCCAGCCCGAUGAAGUUUGAUUGGAAACUUCCUGAUUACGAAGCCCUCUACGAAGUAAAUGAGGGCGGUUACCCCAUGGCAAAAGUCUCUCUUCCUGGCAUAAUUCGCGAGCAGAUCUUCCUCUCCCCCGAAUUCGGUCUUGAAGAAUUCCGGCUCAUUCAAGAGAUCUUCCUCCCUUCUCAAAAAGCGCAACCCGACCAAGUCCCCAAGCUCGCACUCCUCAACUUCCACACCGCCGCCGUCAUCGUCCUCGAGGCUUUCGCGCUCCGGGACAGUCCCGGCGAUGUAGAUACUGAUGAGGUCUUCUUUGCUGUUUUAGACAAUUGGCGGAUUGGUAAGGAGGCUGGAAAGAAGAACUACGGAGCUAUCAGGGGUGUGCAGGAGUUUUUCGAGGUGGCACAAGAUGUUAUUUUCCACCUUAAGGAACAUGGAUUCCAAGAGAAGCAGCGGGUUAGGAGAGAAAGGUCGGAUAAGGGUGUUAAGCGAGGGCCAAGGGUAUUUCAAGUGAAGAAGAAGGAGAAGCCUAGAAAAUAUGGACCGAAUGCUGGAGCAGAAGCUAGAACGGCGGUGGUGAAAGGAAGGGUGGGGAAGCCGACGAGGUGA
Messenger RNA from Lindgomyces ingoldianus, 1293 nucleotides. RefSeq lists its product as uncharacterized. The coding region runs from base 1 to 1293 and encodes 430 amino acids. Lineage: Eukaryota; Fungi; Ascomycota; Dothideomycetes; Pleosporales; Lindgomycetaceae. The transcript has 3 exons. The record is from RefSeq and is a predicted model, not a curated record.